Messenger RNA from Dreissena polymorpha, 2817 nucleotides. RefSeq lists its product as uncharacterized. The record is from RefSeq and is a predicted model, not a curated record. The coding region runs from base 38 to 2632 and encodes 864 amino acids. Lineage: Eukaryota; Metazoa; Mollusca; Bivalvia; Myida; Dreissenidae. The transcript has 4 exons.
UACAUUAUAUGUAGCUCAAUGCCAGAAGGGUACGUACAUGGUUGUGGACAAAUGCAGGUAUUGCCCGGUGGGCCAGUACCAAAACGCGACUGGUCAGAACGCAUGCGUACCGUGUCCUAGCAACCAGGCCACGUGGACCGUAGGCAGCAGAGAUUCGACGGAGUGUUUUGUUCCGCCCCCUAGUCCCUUGCAAGAGGACACCGCAUGGAUUCUUAUAGUGGCCGUCGCGGGUGGGGCGGGUUUCUUGGUCAUGGUCAUGACGCUGUGCGUUGCGAGAUACCUCUACGUCAGUGGCCGGGACCGGAAGCGGUAUGAUCUGGAAGUGGACGAGAUCUCCCUCUACACAGACUUUCCGGACCUUUCCUACAACACCUUCUUCAAGCGCCGCCAAGUGGUCGGUUUCGACUCAGAUGGAUUUCCGGUUGUUAAAAACUUCAGGUCACAUAAUGGCGACGUUAAACAUUCUAUAGAUGCACAAGAAGACAGCGAGGACGAAGAAUCAGUCAGCAGCGAGCUGCAGAUGUCGACAACAAGAGACCACUUAGCCUACCCGGAACCGGAAGGCUCAGAGACGCCGUUUUCUUAUGACCCUUGCAGAGCGGCGUGGAAUGAUAACUACGUGAUCCCGUACGAGUACCCCGUGAUGGAGCAGUGGGACUUCCCCAAGAUAGGCCACCCCAUGAGAUACCGCAUACCCGGCCGCACGCAUCUGCAAAAUAUAUAUCCGUUGCAACAGUUUGGUCUAAUGGGGGAGUUCUGUUCACGCACGAGAAAAGAGCCUCCGCUUCCCGAAAACUUACCGGUCUCAAACAAGUUACCACAGCUAAUGCACAGACCGGAAGAAAAGUUAUCAAUGAAACAGAUAUUUAAACAGGCGUUUGGCAUAACAUCACCACACGAAGAAGAACACGAACAGAUGAUAGAAAUCAACGCAAAAAGGGCUCUGUUGGGCAUGCCUCAGAUGCCGCCGUUGCCGUUUAAGAACAAGCCAAGCGAGCCGAAAUUCGAGCAUCCUCCAUCGAAACCGUUGUUGGAUCCGAAACCGUUUUUAUGGACGCGACCUGCACGAGGACAACAUGUUAUAGACAAGGGACCAGACGAUUAUGAUCGCCAAGAAAUGGCACUCACAAAAAAGAUUCUUCCAGCGAUACGUACAGCGUCGGUUCUAACGCCAAAAUCUGUAAAUGAUUUAACCAAUUCUCCAUACCGGACAACCGUGAGGAAAUCUUCCGACAAACCUGUGAUAAAUGGAGCUACCCAGUCAAAACGCAACAAUAGUUCUAACCAAGAAUACACCAAACAAAUCCCACACACAAAAGAUCCAACUUCAGCUUCCACCCCAAUUGAUGCUAUCAUAUUGGGUCGACAGAGCGAAAACGUGCCAUCAGGUCGAAAGUCUGUAACAAUUCACGAAAACUUCACACCGCGGAAAAGGCCAUUGACCCCGCUUUCCAUUCGGCGGCCAUCUUUCUCCAAUAGUUCCGCGAGCGAUAUAAGUAAUACAAGUACUUCCAAUCUACCUUACUCAACCAAUACGAAGACAUCGGUAGACGCUGUUAAAACCAUACCUUUACGACCGGUGGCUUAUCUUCCAUCGGACGCCACGGAUACGUACCAGCCCGUUUCCGUCACUAAAAGGUCUCUCACUCCGUUGAAUAUCCCAAAGCCUAUCCUUCACCCUGAAGUCGCCGCAAAACGAACCGUUCCUGCACGACCGCUUGCUUAUCUUCCAUCAGACGCGGCGGACACUCACCAGCCUAUGUUGGCUGCUGGAUACACGUCCCAGCCUAUGUCGGUCAGUGCGGACACGUCCCAGCCUAUGUCGGUCAGUGCGGACACGUCCCAGCCUAUGUCGGUCAGUGCGGACAACUCCCAGCCUAUGCCGAUCGUUGCGGACUCGUCCCAGCCAAUGUCGGUCGUUGCGGACACGUACCAGUCUAUGUCGGUCGUUGCGGACACGUACCAGACUAUGUCGGUCGCUCUUUCACCGGUCACUGAGGACACGUACCAGCACAUUUCCGUCACGAAAAGGUCUCUUACUCCCGUGGAGCACCCAAAGCCCGUCCUUCACCCUGGAGUCGCCGUAAAACGAACCGUUCCUGCACGACCGCUUGCUUAUCUUCCAUCGGACGUUGUGGACACGUCCCGGCCAAUGUCGAUCGUUGCGGAGAAGUCACAACAAAAGUCGGUCGUUUCGGACAUUUACGAACCAAUGUCGUUUGUUCCGGACACGUACUUGCCUAUGUCGAUCGCUCGUCUACAAGUCGCUGCGGACACGUACCAGCCAAUAUCGGUCACGAAAAGGUCUAUCACUCCCUUGGAGCACCCACAGCCCGUUCUUCACCCUGGAGUCGCUGUAAAACGGACUGCUUACCACACGCCGUCCACUCCGAACGAGCCGCUGAAGUGUAUCCGUCCGCCUUCAAGCUUCCGGUACAGUCUCGUACCCACACCAACCUUCGUGAACGAGCAAGACUUUGCUGCGAGGAGAAGACGGGACAUUGAGUCACGUGUUAGUUAUGACAUGGACGGGGGGAUUGAAACGCUUGUUGGUGGUCAAGGCUUUACCAUGACGUCGCAACCGCCUGAAAGCACCGCGCAACCCGGCCGGAAAGGUUAUCUACGGCCAUGAAAACAGCGAUGGUUUUCUCUCAGAAACGUUAUAAAUACACUUAUAAAUGGUUCUAUGCAGUGUAUACUUAAGCCCAAAGCGUCAUUUUGGUUAUUAUGGACUUACAACACAUUUUUAAACGCAUUAUUGACAUUGCUUAUCAUAAUUAAUUAAUUAUAGAACAUUUUAUCACAUGCUAUACCAUG